CCACCCUCAGAACGAGCUGCAGCAGAUCCGCCUGUGCUUUGAGAGGAAGAAGAUGGUCAUCACAGAGGCGUGGGACAACGUGGCUGAGAUGCCCAUGGCCCUGAACAACCAGGCCACUGGGCUCCUGAACCUCAAGAAGGACAUCUGGGGCGUGCUGGACCAGAUGGAGAACAUCCAGCUGGGGAUUCUCAGGGAACGGGCCCAGUGCCACACUCAGGCCAGGAAGGAGCCGCAGAUGGCGAGCAUGGCAAAAGGGAGGCCAAAGCUGGAAAGCUCCAAGGGCCUGGCAGGCCAGCUCUGGCUGCUGAUCCUGAGGCUGCUGCUGGGCACCCUGCUGGUCGCCUACGUGUACAUGGUGAACCCCAGGCCCUUCGAGGGACUGGUGCCGCCCCUGCUGAGCCGUGCCACCAUCUGGAAGCUCCAGGCCCUGCUGGACCCCCUGCUGUGACUUGAGGUGGAUGGCUUCCUGUCCUUCUAGGCCCGGAGGCCCAGCGGCCCCAGCGAGGAGGUGGCCAGGAGACCAGCACUGCCCCAGAUGCCCAGUGGCUGCACCAGCCCCCUGCACACGGCACCACUGUGCACCAUCCCUGCCAGAAGCUGCAGAGAAGGGUGGAGGUGGGGUCUGUCCUGAGGGUUGGGCCUGUGGCUGGACAUAGAAUCAUGACAUAUGUA
Messenger RNA from Gorilla gorilla gorilla (western lowland gorilla), 672 nucleotides. RefSeq names its product coiled-coil domain-containing protein 188-like. The transcript has 6 exons. Lineage: Eukaryota; Metazoa; Chordata; Mammalia; Primates; Hominidae. The record is from RefSeq and is a predicted model, not a curated record. Bases 53 to 448 code for a protein of 131 amino acids.